Messenger RNA from Helianthus annuus (common sunflower), 516 nucleotides. RefSeq names its product probable serine/threonine-protein kinase PBL11. Bases 1 to 516 code for a protein of 171 amino acids. NCBI's taxonomy places the organism in Eukaryota, Viridiplantae, Streptophyta, Magnoliopsida, Asterales, Asteraceae. Gene Ontology annotation, biological process: protein phosphorylation. Gene Ontology annotation, molecular function: protein kinase activity; ATP binding. The transcript is spliced from 3 exons. The record is from RefSeq and is a predicted model, not a curated record. Gene Ontology annotation, cellular component: plasma membrane.
AUGUCCUUUGUAGAAGACAAGGAACCACUUCCAUGGAACACACGAGUUCAAAUUGCAAUUGGAAUAGCUGAAGCCCUUUGUUUCCUGCGCAGAACACAAAAUCAGGUUGAUAAUCGCCCGCUUAGGCUACAUAAUAUAUUGCUGGACACGGAGUUUAAUGCAAAGCUUUCUGAUUUCGAAGCUGCAAAACUUGUACAUGGGAAUUCCUAUUCGGGCUAUACCAGUCAAAUAGGUUCUUUGCAAGUGAAGGGCAACGUUCAUGCUUUUGGAGUAAUCCUAGUUCAGAUAUUAACCGGUCAACACAUUAGCAAAGUCGAUUUUGCAAAUCUAAGACAGACUUUGAAUCUGAAACAAGAGUCAAAAGAAAGUUUUAUGCGAGCACUGGACCCACGCCUUCAUAGCUUAAACGACGCUACAGUUAAACAAGCUCUGAAGAUGGCUGCUCUUGCUUUCCUUUGUCUCGAUGAACCAUCGUAUACACUAAACCAAGCCUUGGACAUAUUAAGACAACUUUAG